This is a messenger RNA of Colossoma macropomum (tambaqui), 2246 nucleotides long. It is a transcript of the gene babam1, whose product is annotated as BRISC and BRCA1 A complex member 1. The transcript is spliced from 9 exons. Gene Ontology annotation, cellular component: nuclear body; BRCA1-A complex; BRISC complex. The record is from RefSeq and is a predicted model, not a curated record. Gene Ontology annotation, biological process: positive regulation of DNA repair; protein K63-linked deubiquitination; double-strand break repair. NCBI's taxonomy places the organism in Eukaryota, Metazoa, Chordata, Actinopteri, Characiformes, Serrasalmidae. The coding region runs from base 123 to 1205 and encodes 360 amino acids.
AGCUGCUCUAAUCUGUCUCCUCAACCUCUGAGUGAAUCAGUGAAGUAGACUCUGAUGAGGAAGUGUUGUGGAAAUUGAUCUUUCCUGAAGCUAAGAGCGAUUUAAAGGCUUAGCUGGGCACUAUGGAGACUUCAGAUUCAGGCCCAGCAGAUGGAGAGGAGCGGCCCAGGACCCGCUCCAACCCUGAGGGAGCGGAGGACAGGCGCAGCAGCAACGGCAGUUUAAACAGCACUCCGCCGCCCCAGCCUGCAGUGGGCAGUCGAGUAGAGGGUGAGGGAGAGGCCUCCAGCACUGAUGGUGCUCCAAGUUCCACAUCCACCAUCACCACGACCGUCCCUGCCCCGACUGCGGCCGCUACGGCCACCACUACAGCCAGCGUGACCGCUCCAGUGUCUGCAGCAAAAGACAGGCCUAAAACCACCCAGCCUUCUGUGCCACCCCAGAUCCCUCCACCUGCAGAGCUCCAGAUACGAGCACCAAGAGUCAACUGCCCUGAAAAAGUGAUCAUCUGUUUGGAUUUAUCGGAGGAGAUGUCACUGCAGAAACUGGAAUCCUUCAAUGGAUCCAAGACAAAUGCCCUCAAUAUCUCCCAGAAGAUGAUUGAGAUGUUUGUGAGAACGAAGCAUAAAAUAGACAAAAGACACGAGUUUGCCUUGGUGGUGGUCAAUGAUGAUGCCUUAUGGUUAUCAGGCUUCACCUCUGAUCCACGGGAGUUAUGCAGCUGUUUGUAUGACCUGGAAACAAAUGUCUGUGAAUCCUUCAACCUGGAAGAUCUUCUCAAUGUAAUUCUCCAGAAGAUUGAGCUUCCACUGAUGGACAACGUUCAGACGAUUCCGCCUCCUUUUGUGGUUCGUACUCUCCUCAUCUACAGUCGGCAUGCAGGCCAGCUACAGUUCAACCCGUCAGAUGCCGUCAGUAAAAUGCUGCGCUCCCCUUAUUUCUUCUUUGAUGUCAUUUACCUUCAUAAUGGAGCAGAUGAACAAGUGGACGACAACAGCUGGAGGGAUAUAUAUGCAUCCUUCUCUAAUCUGGACUCUAAAGGGAUGUGCUACCGCUUUGAAGUGUCGCUCUGUGGCCCUGCCAUCGAGCUUUACAACUGUAUGGCAAAGCUGCUCUGCCACCCGCUGCAAAGGCCUUUCCAAAGUCAUGCCUCCUACAGCCUGCUAGAGGGCGACGAUCCACAAGAGAUAGAGGCCACAGUCUAGAGCAGACAUUCAGUCCUGGAUCCUGGAGUAGCCCUGUUUUCAUGUUUUGGAGUUUUCCUGGUCCUUAUCCAAAUAAUCAGCUAAUUAUCAAGCCCUUCCUGAGUUGUGGGGGGUAAAGAGAGAGCAGGAAAACACUAAAACGUGCAGGGCAGUGGUGUUCCAGGACCAACGUAGAUACACUGCUGUAGAGCAGUGGUGAUGGGGUCCGGGCAAGAGGGAAAGGUGUGCCAAUGAACCAGCCAAGUGUUGCCUUCUAUCACCCCCCCCGAUCAGCACCUAAUGAUGAGCACUGAACGAAGAGGAAGCUGAAGAAAACCUUUUUAAUGAGAAGGAUCACUUGAAUGAAAGGAUCUUUGCCUGUGGACUGCAAUGGACUUUCUGUAGCUUUGAGCUUUUUUCACCAGUUUAUCUCAGUACUUUCUUUUUUGUAUACCUGAUUUUUAUGUUCUUGUCUUAUGUUGUUUUAUUUGUUUACUGGGUAAUGGAGCAAACUUCAUUAGUUUUUUAUCCAAACAGCUAUAAACCCUGAUAUGAACUCUGAGCCCAUGAUUGUGAAAAAAAUGAUUUUUUCCCCCAAAAUUAAACCCUAAAUAUUAUGAAUGGACAUUAUGCCAAGCAGAAUAUGUCAAAAUAUUAUGUAAAAUGUUUCAUUUCCAGUCUGAACAGCCUUAAGUGUAAGCUAUUCAUUUUUAAGGAGAUACUUCUGAGGAGAUUAGUUAGGAGGUCAUCCACUUACAUAAGGAAGAUAAAAAUGUUUCCAAAACUGGAGUUCAAAAAUUCUUUAAAGAUAUAGAGAAAAUGAGUCUUAACAACUGUGUAAGACCACCACAACUGUCACCAUUAGAGAAACACUACUUUCAUCUUUAAGAAAUUGGAGAAAAUCGAGCUCUUGCUUCAGACCUAAAAAAAUACAGAUGUAGUGGAUCUGAAAGGAUAACUAGCUGUCAAGAAGCUGUUUCUGAGAAAAGAAAUAGAUAAAAAAGAACAUUUGCAAACUAAACAAAACUACUCGUAUUCUCAGAGCAAUGGACUGACCACCUC